Bombina bombina (fire-bellied toad) is the source of this 717-nucleotide messenger RNA. It is a transcript of the gene KCNIP2, whose product is annotated as potassium voltage-gated channel interacting protein 2. The record is from RefSeq and is a predicted model, not a curated record. NCBI's taxonomy places the organism in Eukaryota, Metazoa, Chordata, Amphibia, Anura, Bombinatoridae. Gene Ontology annotation, biological process: regulation of potassium ion transmembrane transport. Gene Ontology annotation, cellular component: voltage-gated potassium channel complex. Gene Ontology annotation, molecular function: potassium channel regulator activity; calcium ion binding.
AUGAACCUGGAUGGACUUGAGAUAAUAGCAGUUAUGGUGGUUUUAGUUCUCUUUAUAAAGGUUCUCGAACAGUUUGGGCUAUUUGAACCAGUCGGCGUAGAAGAUAGUGUUGAAGAUGAAUUUGAGCUCGCUACAGUUUGUCAUCGCCCCGAAGGGUUGGAACAGUUACAAGAACAAAGCAAAUUCACUAAAAGAGAACUUCAGGUUCUUUAUAGAGGCUUUAAAAAUGAAUGUCCAAGUGGCAUUGUUAAUGAAGACAAUUUCAAACAGAUUUACUCCCAGUUUUUUCCUCAAGGAGACUCCAGCAUGUACGCACAUUUUCUAUUCAAUGCAUUUGACACGGACCAUAAUGGAUCUGUCAGCUUUGAGGAUUAUCUGUUAUUCUACGAGGGAGGUAUAGAUGACAAACUCAAUUGGGCCUUCAACUUGUAUGACCUAAACAAAGAUGGCUGCAUCACUAAGCAGGAAAUGAUGGACAUCAUGAAAUCUAUUUAUGAUAUGAUGGGGAAAUACACCUACCCAAAUAUGCAUGAAGAUGCCCCAAGAGAGCAUGUGGAAAACUUUUUUCAGAAAAUGGACAAAAAUCAGGAUGGUGUGGUUACAAUUGAAGAGUUCAUUGAAUCUUGUCAGAAGUUAGAGGGAAUUAUGAACAGUUCCAAAUACCAGUCAGAUGAAAACAUCAUGAGAUCCAUGCAGUUAUUUGACAAUGUCAUUUAG